UGCAACGUUCGCCGCCCGCUUCUGUCUCUGCCUCGAUCUCUGCCUCCGGCUCUGGCUCUGGCUCUGGCUCCGGCUCCGGCUCGGGUUCCGGCUCUGGUUCCGGCAGCGGCACCAACAUGGAUCACCUGUUCAGCGACAAGACGCAGGAGCUUCUAAUGCAGAUGGCGCGCCUACGCGACCCCUUUUGUGAUCUGGACAUUCGUGAUAAUGGCGUCUAUGCCAAGACCGAUUUGCCACGCGACUCCCGCUACGGACCCUUUCCCAUGCAUCUGUGCCAGCAGCCCAGCGAUCGCCAUCUGGCCUGGGAGGUAAUUGCCGGACCGCUAUUCCAUGGCUGGCUGGAGCCCUCGGCGGAUGUGGCCACAUGGCUGAAAAAGAUACGCAACGCUCAGAUCGAUGAGGCUGAAGAGGCUAAUUUAAGGAAUUUCGUUGUCGAUCGCUGUCUGUGGUACGAAACGAAACGGGAUAUUAGUGCAGGCGCCGAAAUCGUGGUCGAUCCCCGCUCCCGCACGCCCUACGACAUCAGCGACAGCCUACGGAAUGGCAGCAGCAGCGCGGCAGCAGUGGCAGCAACUGCAGCAGCCGCAGCCGCCGCCGCUGCCGCAGCAGCCGCCAUGGCAGCCGCUAGCAACAACAACAACAACAUCAACAAUAACAAUAACAACAACAAUAGCGAUGAUCGCAGCGAUCGUGAUAAUGCAGGAUAAAUUGUACAGCUGAGG
Drosophila arizonae is the source of this 722-nucleotide messenger RNA. It is a transcript of the gene ham, whose product is annotated as hamlet. Gene Ontology annotation, cellular component: nucleus. NCBI's taxonomy places the organism in Eukaryota, Metazoa, Arthropoda, Insecta, Diptera, Drosophilidae. The record is from RefSeq and is a predicted model, not a curated record. Gene Ontology annotation, biological process: regulation of gene expression.